Molecule: messenger RNA, 5229 nt
Organism: Acanthosepion pharaonis
Lineage: Eukaryota; Metazoa; Mollusca; Cephalopoda; Sepiida; Sepiidae
Source: the annotation of a GenBank genome assembly
AUGUUCGAGAGACUUGUCAUCCAUUGCAGCAGCUACACCAACUUGAUCCCAAUUUCCUUUGUCUUGGGAUUCUACGUGUCCAUAGUGGUGGCUCGAUGGUGGCAACAAUUUAUAAACGUACCCUGGCCAGAUAGAACGCUGUUCAUGACUGUAACUUACCUUCACGGCAAUGAUGAGAGAGCUCGGAUGUUCCGGCGGACGUUAGCCCGCUACAUGAUCUUGGGCCUCAUUCUGAUUUGUCGAUCUAUUAGUGUUGCGGUGAUGAAGAGAUUCCCUACUAUGGAACACGUCAUUGAUGCUGGCAGUGGUGUCCUUGCAAGUCCUGUGGAUUUUCCUUCAGGUUUCAUGACAAAGGAGGAAGUGGAAUUAUGGGAAGGUGUGCGAUGUAAGUACCAUAAAUUCUGGGUGCCGCUUACCUGGGCCAAUAAUAUGUUGGUCACUGCCAGAAGAGAGGGACGCAUUGAGUCUGACUGGGGCAUGCGCAUGAUAAUACAGCAAUUGGCUGAUUUCCGAGACAAAUGCUCACUGCUUUUUGUGUAUGACUGGAUCACAAUUCCAUUGGUUUACACACAGGUCGUAACCCUAGCUGUGUACACGUUCUUUGCUGCCUGUCUUGUCGCCCGCCAAUAUCUGGAUCCAAAUCGGGGUUACGAAGGGUUUGGAUAUGAUUUGUAUGUUCCUGUCUUUACUUUGCUGCAAUUCUUUUUCUACAUGGGUUGGCUUAAGGUUGCUGAACAACUUAUAAACCCGUUCGGGGAGGAUGACGACGAUUACGACAUCAAUUGGUUGUUAGACAGACACACAGCGGUUUCAAUGGCUCUGAUCGACCAGUGUUACGGUAAGCAUCCGCCAUUGAUUCGGGAUAUGUACUGGAAUGAAAAUGUCGAAGAGCUGCCUUACACUGAGGCGUCGUAUGCUUCCAAACGCCCCAAUUUCCUCGGAUCUACUUACAAUAUCGCAAAACCUAGUAUUGAAGAGCAGCGGAUUGUCAAUGACCUGGGGGAAGCCCCCACUCGUCGCAGUUCGGUUUCAAGCACUGUUGCCGGAUCUCUUCUUAGUCUUUUUUCACGCAGGCAUUCAAUGACAAAACUUCAUCAACAACCAGAAUGUCUCAUCUUUCCAAAACGUGAGGAUCGAGCCAUGAGCGUUCCGAAUGGCGGGCCUCAACUUCUCGGUAUUCCAGGUCUUCCAGGCAUGAAUCCUCCAGAUCUCCGCUCAACCAGGCUAGAUACGCCCAACAUAGUAACAAAUUGGUCCUCUGACUCUGAUCUGGCCACAAGGACUACGGAGGACACUAUAGAACGAAGACGUCGUGCCCAUACUGACAUCGAAGGCCGUGGAGAUUUGGGCAGAGAAAAAGUCCGACCUCAUCGGAAAUUUAGCUUUCCCAGUGCCCUGGGGCGCAAGCGAGAUGCCCGGAGUUCGUUGUCAGGAACAGAGACACCUCCUCCUGUUACUUCUCAGCAAUUAAACGCGGAACCAAAACAAACCAGGUUUAUGAUAGAACCAGUCAGCGGCGAAAGCGGAGAAGGGAUGUCGAUGGCGCGGCGCAAUUCCAAGAAAAUGGAGAAUAUGUUUUCGUCCAUCGACAAAAUGCAGUACACAAAAAACGUGUCCCGACCGCCUUUGCUGUCGGCGAUCGAAGAGCAGAAUACGGUGACAAGCCUGAGCCAACUGAUGCAACAACAGCAACAGGAAGCUGAGAUGCAAAAUGCAAUGGACAUGGACGAUCAAGAUGGUACAUUGCCAUCGCUGGCGGAACCGGAAAUCUUUGACGAAGAGGCGCUGGCUUUAUUUACAUUUUAUAAAGAUCUAUCUAUCUAUCUAUCUAUCUAUCUAUCUAUCUAUCUAUCUAUCUAUCUAUCGAUCGAUCGAUCGAUCGGUCGGUCGAUCUAUCUAUCUAUCUAUCUAUCUAUCUAUCUAUCUAUCUAUCAAGGAAAACAUCCGUCCCAGAGGUACCAAGGGACGGCACGCGACCAGAAAUUUAAUGGUAGGCCUCAGUGUAUAGCCUUUCCCUCUGUUCUGGUGCAUGAAUCCGCCCAGCCACAAGCAACUCCUCACCGGAUGACUGGGUGGCUGUCCGAUUCAGACUUAAGCAUACAGCGUCCAGCUGCAAUAGAGGCAGCCCGACUGCGUCGACAACACCGACGUAUAAAACGUCCUAGAUACCAACAACCUUCGGAUGACUAUCACGACAAAGCGAGCAGUUCAGGUUCCGAGGGAUACACCGAGGAAGUGGAAGAAAAAGAUACAGUAGAGAGGAAAAAAUUUAGCAACGAACUAAUUGAUAUGAACUCUAACAAAGGAGACAAUCAUCGGGUCUGUGAUUACGGGGACGGCGAUGACCCCGAGGAACAGAUAGUAGCCAAAGUUGCGGCGGUUUCGAAUCUACGUCGGCAGGGUCGAGCCAAUAGCUCCUCAACGAUGGAACCCGGGGAUAAUCGAAUAAAUAACUAUUCUUGGCGGAGACAGAAGGAAACGGCUUUUACAGAGACGGAGCCCGUUACAAUUCUACCCCAGACCAAUGUACAACUGUCGACCCCGAGAGAAGCAAACACCACGGUCAAGAAAAUGGAAAAUUAUAGCCGCUACCAAGACAAUCCGCUUCCUUUACGGGUGGUACCACCACAACCAAAUCAGGUAGUUCAACAAUCACCACCACCAGCACCACCACCUACACCACCUCCACCGCCACCACCACCACCGCCACUUCCACCGCAACAGCAGCAGCAACAGCAGCAGCAGCAACAACAGAGGCAGCAACAAAAACUGAGAAAGCAGGGACAACCAAAACAGCAGCCCUUGCCUCAGGCACAACCGACCCCUAUAACGUCCCCCUUAACAUCAAAGCAGCCGUCCCAAGUCCAGAAGAACCUGCCGGCGUCAACGCAAAACCAGCCAACUCUGGUGCAGAAACAACCGCCAACACCAACACAAAAGCAACCACCUCAGGCCACACAGAAACAGACUCUUCAGGCAACACUGAAGCAACCGACACCAACAACACAAAAGCAACCUCCUCAGGCCAUGCAGAAGCAACAGCUUCAGACCACGCAAAAACAACAGCUUCAGACCACUCAGCAGCAACUGACUCAAGCAACACAGAAACAGCCUCCACAGCCAAAGCAAACAUCGCAACCCCCACAGCAACAAAUACCACCUCUGAAACCAUCGUCUGCCACCCCGAUGGAUCAGGCCAUCCUCCGACGACCAAAGCAAUAUCAACCGACCGUCCAUUUUCAACCCGAGGUCGUACGCAGGGAUAAUCGAUCCCAGUCGGCCAGCAUACUGAACCGCUCUCCUAGUAAAACUCCCCCAUUGCCACCUCAUGCAACGGCGGUGACGCCAACCGUGACCAAAGCCAAUGUUAAUGUACCCCUUAACAACAAGAUUACUAUCUAUCUAUCUAUCUAUCUAUCUAUCUAUCUAUCUAUCUAUCUAUCUCAGUCUGUUCGUAUCUAUCUAUCUAUCUAUCUAUCUAUCUAUCUAUCUAUCUAUCUAUCUAUCUAUCUAUCUCAGUCUGUUCGUAUCUAUCUAUCUAUCUAUCUAUCUAUCUAUCUAUCUAUCUCAGUCUGUUCGUAUCUAUCUAUCUAUCUAUCUAUCUCAGUCUGUUCGUAUCUAUCUAUCUAUCUAUCUAUCUAUCUAUCUCUAUCUAUCUAUCUAUCUCAGUCUGUUCGUAUCUAUCUAUCUAUCUAUCUAUCUAUCUAUCUAUCUAUCUAUCUAUCUACCCGUCUGCUUUUUCGUAUCUAUCUAUCUAUCUAUCUAUCUAUCUAUCUAUCUAUCUAUCUAUCUAUCUAUCUAUCUAUCUAUCUAUCUAUCUAUCUAUCUAUCUAUCUAUCUAUCUAUCUAUCUAUCUAUCUAUCUAUCUCUAUCUGUUCGUAUCUAUCUAUCUCUAUCUAUCUAUCUAAGUCUAUCUAUCUAAGUCUUUUUCAUAUUGUAAAUAUCUAUCUAUCUAUCUAUCUAUCUAUCUAUCUAUCUAUCUAUCUAUCUAUCUAUCUUCAGCUCUCUCUCUCUCUUUCUUCAUCUCUCUCUCUAUCUAUCUAUCUUCAUCUCUCUCUCUCUCUAUCUAUCUUUCUAUCUAUCUAUCUCUAUCUAUCUAUCUAUCUAUCUAUCUAUCUAUCUAUCUAUCUUCAUCUCUCUCUAUCUUCAGCUCUCUCUAUCUUUCUUCAUCUCUCUCUCUCUUUCUCUCUAUCUAUCUUCAUCUCUCUCUCUCUAUCUAGAUUCUAUCUUCAGCUCUCUCAAACUAUCUAUCUAUCUAUCUAUCUAUCUUCAGCUCUCUCUCUCUCUCUCUAUCUUUCUUCAUCUCUCUCUCUAUCUAUCUAUCUUCAUCUAUCUCUCUAUCUAUCUAUCUAUCUAUCUAUCUUCAGCUCUCUCUCUCUCUAUCGUUCUUCAUCUCUCUCUCUCUCUCUCUAUCUAUCUAUCUAUCUAUCUUCAUCUCUCUCUAUCUUCAGCUCUCUCUAUCUUUCUUCAUCUCUCUCUCUCUCUAUCUAUCUUCAUCUCUCUCUCUCUCUAUCUAGAUUCUAUCUUCAGCUCUCUCAAACUAUCUAUCUAUCUAUCUAUCUAUCUAUCUAUCUAUCUAUCUAUCUUCAGCUCUCUCUCUCUCUCUUUCUUCAUCUCUCUCUCUACCUAUCUAUCUUCAUCUAUCUAUCUAUCUAUCUAUCUAUCUAUCUAUCUAUCUAUCUUCAGCUCUCUCUCUCUAUCUUUCUUCAUCUCUCUCUCUCUCUCUCUCUAUCUAUCUAUCUCUCUAUCUAUCUAUCUAUCUAUCUAUCUAUCUAUCUAUCUAUCUAUUUAAUUUUGUUCAUAUCUAUUUUUCAAAUUUAUUACCCACCAAAUAUCUAUCUAUCUAUCUAUCUAUCUAUCUAUCUUUUAGUGUACUCAUUAUCUAUCUAUCUAUCUUUUAGUGUACUCAUUAUUCAUCUAUAUAUCUCAGUGUACUUAUUAGCUAUCUAUCUAUCUAUCUAUCUAUCUAUCUAUCUAUCUAUAUUUUUAUCUAUAUUAUUAUCUAUCUAUCUAUCUAUCUAUCUAUCUAUCUAUCUAUCUAUCUAUCUAUCUAUUUUAGUUGUAAUUAUUAUCUAUCUAUCUAUCUAUCUAUCUAUCUAUCUAUCUAUCUAUCUAUCUAUCUAUCUUUUAGUGUACUCAUUAUCUAUCUAUAUAACUAUAUCUCAGUGUAAUUAUCUAUCUAUCUAUCUAUCUAUCUAUCUAUCUAUCUAUCUAUCUAUCUGCAUAUGA